Molecule: messenger RNA, 364 nt
Organism: Nicotiana tabacum (common tobacco)
Lineage: Eukaryota; Viridiplantae; Streptophyta; Magnoliopsida; Solanales; Solanaceae
Source: RefSeq, a predicted model, not a curated record
UAACAAUGAUUCACGGUUUGGAACGGUAGGACUAUUUGCUUAUAUGUUUUCAAGCAAAAAAAGGACUUCAAAUUCUGACGCGAAUUUCCAACUAAACUAGCCUCCGAUUUCCACUUGCUUCUCAAACAUCUCUUCCUCCGGCGAAGUCGAGUUAGAGCUGUCAAGGACAGAGAGAGCACAGUGAUAUUCCUGGGAGAGAAAAAUGUUGUUUUUCUCAUAUUUCAAGGAUCUGGUAGGCAGAGAAGUGACUGUGGAACUGAAGAAUGACUUGGCUAUCCGAGGAACACUACAUUCAGUUGAUCAGUAUCUGAACAUUAAGCUUGAAAACACGAGGGUUGUUGACGAGGACAAGUACCCCCACAUG